AUGGCAGCAGCUUCCACCUGCAUGACAAAUUGCAUCGCUGACGGCGACACCAGGUUCGCUGCCCGGGCAGGGCCGAGGUACGUGAGCCUUCGCAAGGGGCCGGAACUGGACAGCCAUCUUUUUCCAGGGGCGCACGGGUGGCGGUCGCACCCCAGAGUGGUGGAUGGUAUAUCUUGCAGGCAGAUGUACCUGAGGAGCUACACCUUCUCCAGGAAAGAGAGCGUGCCCGAGAGGACCAAGAAGUGCUUGGGAAGAGUCAAGCAGAGAGUGUUGCGUGGGAAAUUGGUGGUCCAGAGGGCUAAAGAAGUGUCUUGCUCGGCUUUCUUGGCGAUAUUUCAACGCCUUCUCUCUUGUACGGCCAAAAUCGAUGUUGCUGAUUAUCAUCUCUCCCAGAGAGACUACUGA
Syzygium oleosum is the source of this 405-nucleotide messenger RNA. RefSeq lists its product as uncharacterized. The transcript has a single exon. The record is from RefSeq and is a predicted model, not a curated record. The coding region runs from base 1 to 405 and encodes 134 amino acids. Lineage: Eukaryota; Viridiplantae; Streptophyta; Magnoliopsida; Myrtales; Myrtaceae.